Molecule: messenger RNA, 2610 nt
Organism: Penicillium brasilianum
Lineage: Eukaryota; Fungi; Ascomycota; Eurotiomycetes; Eurotiales; Aspergillaceae
Source: the annotation of a GenBank genome assembly
AUGAAUGGCCACUCGGGAGCCAUGUCGCCCGUCUCCGUGGAUGGCAGCGACUGGUCCGGCCUCAACCAGUAUCAAAAGUCGGACCCGCCCUUCUCACCGACCGUCUCCUCGCGAGGCAAUCUAGCCACUCCUCCGACCUCCGGGGUCCCCAGCGCUCCCUUGAGUCCCAACAGCAUUGGACCACCCGGUAGUGGCAAUCCCUCUCCACCCAGCUCGGUCGCAGCACGAUCCAGCGUCGGUACUCUCGGCGGCGAUGGCCAGCGCGAUGGUGGCCGACGAGGCCGACAGAUGGAGGAAAUCCUGCAUCAACACUACGUGACCCUAAGACGAUUUCUCGAUGCCUCGAUGCGCGAGGACCGGUUGAACGGCCGAUCAAAUAAAGCCCGUGACAAGCUCCUCCGACUCUCGCCCACUCAGUUCCACGAACUGAGUACCGACGUCUACGAUGAACUGGUUCGUCGCCAGCAGGCCAUGCCUCCGCCCGGUCGACCCCCUCGUCCCGACGUGCCUCCUUUCCUCCCUCCCCGCAAAGACUUCCACGAGAAGCGCAACCAUGCCCGUCAAAAGCUCUCCUCGCUUCCUCACCAGCGUUUCCGGGACCUAGCGACCGAUGUGUUUUGCGAGUUGGAGCGUCGGUUCCCACAUUUCACUGGCCGCGGGCGGCCACCGCCGCCUGGCGCCAGACGGUCCCAGUCGCGAGGUCCUCCUCAGAUGGGCCGGGGUUAUCCGUCCGGUGGUCCGCCUGGGAGCCCGUUCCCGCCGCGGCAGGGUUCGCUCGGAGGUCCACCGCAAGGGAUGAAUGGAGAUGGACCGUUCCCGCGGGCUUUCCAGAGUAACACCAUGGUCCCGAAUAAGAGUACGAUGGUGGAGGAUAGUGAUGAUAUGGGAGGGGACGAUGACGACGAUGCCCGGAGUGAUGCGUUUGCUUUGGACGCUGUCCUGAGCAGACGGGGUACGACGACAACUCUCGGGGACAGUGAGCGGAGACUACUCAUGGAGAGCCAGACGCAAAUUUCGGCACUGCAAGAAAAGGUCGAAAAAUUGGAGGAACAGCUUCGCAUGAAAGAUGAGGAGAUUGCUCGGUCGUCCGAUGCAGACCAGUCUGGCAUAAGCCACAGCGAGCGUCAAGAGUGGGACGACUUGCGACAGGAUCUGGAGAGCAAGGUUGCCAAAGCGGAGGAUUUCAACAGCUCGCUUCAGCUCGAGCUUGAGAAGGUUCGGGCGGACCACGACAACAUGGAACGAGAGCUUCGCAAUCAGCUUGAAGAGGUCAGCCAAAGUGCGGGAGAUCCUGCUUUGGAGGCUCGCUUCUCUGAGUUGGAAGUCAAGCACCAAAGCCUGCAAACGGAGCUGCAACAGCAGCAGCAGGUCACAGCAGAGGUUCGACGUGAGGCUUCGGAGUUCCUUAUGGAGAUGAAGACCCUCACGGCUCAGAGUCAUUCGAACUGGGAGCGCGAAGAGCGAUUGUCCACCGAUGUUAAUAGGCUCCAAGCCGAGGUCAACGAAUGGAAGCACCGUUAUGCCAAGGCGAAAGCGCAGUCGCGUCACCUUCGUGCCUCAUCUGGUGGCUUCGCUGAUCACCGACCUGAUGCGAGAAACGCCAUGGCGCAGGAGCAUGAGCUGGUACAGGCUGAUGGCGUGGUCAAGGAUAUCCAUGUCACCAAGUUCCAGAUGUCGAUUGACGAGCUACUCCGUGUCGCUCGCUUCGAGGAUCCUCAGCAGGUGUCGCACCAGAUCAAGUAUGUCAUUAUGGCCGUUCGUCAUAUGAUUCAAGAUGUGGACCAGGCUCCUCCUCCAGUCGAUGGUCCGGCUACUCUGCGCAUCAAGGCCAAGGGCCGCGUCUCCGCCACUGCAAACAACAUGAUCACUGCCGCCCGCAACUUUGCUAGCUCCAGUGGCCUGUCGCCAAUUUCUUUGUUGGAUGCGGCAGCCUCGCAUCUUUGCACUGCUGUCGUUGAAUUGAUUCGCGCGGUCAAGAUCCAGGCAUCACCUGCAGAUGGUCUGGAGGAGGACGAGGAGGAUCUCUCGCAGGAGAAGUUCCCAGACUACUUCAGCACCACGGCUAGUCAGAGGCGACUCAGUAAUCACUCCGAUUAUAGCGUCCUGAGCCCUCCGGAUCAAUCGCACCCUGCGAUGCAGAGUGGCCUGACGAAUGGCAAUGGAUAUGGCUACGGGGCUCCUCAGGAGGACCACGAGCUCCAGGAACUUAAGCUCUACGUUGAGGACCAAACUGAUAGCAUGGUCCAAUCCAUCCAAGCCCUGGUAGCCAGCAUCCGCGCCGAGCAUGGCAUGGACACCGUGCAGACGUACGUUUCUGCCAUCGGCGACAUCGUUGCACAUGUGUGCUCCUCUACAGAGAACAUGAUCCACGACCGUAGCGGGGAUGCUUCCCUGCGCGAGCGAACCGAGUCAGUGAUUCAGAGUUUGGAUCAAUGCCGCGAGCGGUUGAUGAAGAUUGCCGCUGAGGGACACGAUGUUACCAGCCCUGAGCAUCUGCGCGAGAUCACCAACCAGCUACCACCAAUUGCAUUCGAAACAGCCCGUCAUGCGCAAGACCUCGUGCAGCGUCUUGAGUCACUAGCCCAAGCCGACGACGACGAUUUCCGGUGA